This is a messenger RNA of Oncorhynchus mykiss (rainbow trout), 12055 nucleotides long. The record is from RefSeq and is a predicted model, not a curated record. NCBI's taxonomy places the organism in Eukaryota, Metazoa, Chordata, Actinopteri, Salmoniformes, Salmonidae.
AAAUGGAAAAAGUUGACAUCAGGAAGUAGUUGGCCGCGUUUUGCACAUUGUAGACAGCUUCACGAGUGGCAGUGCCACAACACUAACCGCCAGUGUUGUUUGUAGCUAUCCCAGUGUACAGGAAUGGGCUGGCUGUAACAUUUUGUCAUUUUCGUUAGUAAUGCGUGCGUUUGCAUUGUUUAUGUGGUGACAUUUCUAAAUGUCUACAUUUUAGGGCAAGGUCAAGCAAAUUCACAAACGCGUUUCGUCGUUUGUGUCAAAUGAGAAGUAACGUUAGACAGGAAAAAAAGGCUUCGUCGUUUUGACACAUCACAGAGAGGGGCAGAGUCAGUGGCAUAUGAGUCGAGAAGCGGAUCUAGUGCGACUUUGACCGUGGAAAUCUCACCACAGCAGGAAACGCGAAACCUUGGGAAUCCAUAAUUCACGAUGGAAUAAUGCUUUAGGAAGUUCCAAAAUCCAGAAACAACGCCACUGGGAUUACAUUUGAAUGUUUUGUUUUUCCUUUCUAAAUAGAAAGGUAUUUGAACUAUUUUCGGAGUUGUCUUUCAUUGUGACGUUUCACUUAACAUCUCAAGUCGAUAUGUAUACGAGCAAUGCCCGAAUGAGGAGAUAUAGCUAGGGGCUCAAUAUGAGGAAUCCGGAGAAUUGACCUCUGUUUGGAACCCCACCACGCGCCUUGGAGAAUGGCAUCAAAUGAAAGAUUGUACGAGGUCUGGAUGCUGUAUUGCAACAAGAGGGACCCAGACUACCUGAAGCUGUGGCUGGAGAUCUUCAUUGGCUCCUAUGAGAGAUGUCUAGAUGUGGACUUUGAGAAGCCACCCUCCAGGUUGGAGGAGCUGCCUCCAGUGAUGACCCUGCUGCCAGACAACAUCCUGCAGGUGUUGCGGCACCAGCUGCUCCAGUGUGUCCAGAAGGCCUCGGACGGGCUGGAGCAGGAGCAGCAGAACCUGGCCCUCCUGCUGGUCAAGUUCCUCAUCGUCAUCUGCAGGAACCUGUCCAAUGUGGAGGAGAUUGGCACCUGCUCCUACAUCAACCAUGUCAUUACCAUGACAACGCUCUACAUCCAGCAGCUGAAGAGUAAGACCAAGGAGAAGGAGAUGGUGGACCAGACUCAGGCCGAGGAGUUUGUCCGCCACUCUCUGGCCUUCUGCGAGAGCCUGUACGACCCCUACCGGAACUGGAGACAUCGCACCUGCGGGGACCAGCGGAGUACAGUGGAGAAGAGCAGACAGAAACACAAAGCAGCUCCUCUCACCGUGGAGUUUGUCCCCUUCUUCUACCAGUGCUUCCAGGAGAGUGAACACCUUAAGGACAGUCUGAAAUGCUGUCUGUUACACCUGUUUGGAGCCAUCGUGGCAGGGGGACAGCGUAAUGCUCUACUAGCCAUCUCCCCAGCCACCAUGGAGGUUCUGCUGCGUGUGCUGGGGGACUAUGAGGGGGGAGACAUGGACGGGGAGGACUGGGACAGUGAGGCUCCAGACCGGAAGUCCCUGCUCACCCUGGGCUGUCUGAGGGAGGUGGUCCACUCCCUCCUGGCCAGCAGCUCAGACCAACGCCAGGUGGAGAUCGGCUCGGUUCUGGAGAACUACUUCAAACUGCUCAACUCUGAUCCGGCGGCAGCGGCCGUGCAGCAAGGGGUCAAAGGUCAUAAGGUGCUGGGCCGCCACUGGGAGAGCCGCUUCGUAGCGCUGCAGGUGCACAUGCUAGACACUAUCAGGGAUAUGUUCCUGUGUUCGGACCGUCCCGUCCUGCAGGCCAUCUUCCUCAACAGCAACUGCUUCGAGCACCUGACACGCCUCCUACAGAACAGCAAGCUGGUUAAUGCUAGGUGCACGACAGCAGAGAAGGACCAGAAAGAUUUCACCAACAGGUUACUGACAGUGACAGGAGAGAGUGACACCCAGGUGUUUCAAGGGCGACUGGACUCUCUCGCCGUGGCAACCAUCAAAGCCCUGACGACGGUGAUGCACAAGUCACCUGCUGCAAAGGAGGUGUUCAAGGAGCGGAUUGGCUACACUCACCUGUUUGAGGUUCUGGUCUCCCUGGGCCAGCCCUCCAGACACCUGCUGAAGGAACUGAUGAAUAUGGCUGUGGAGGGUGAACACAGCUCGGUGGGUAUCCUGGGCAUCAGUAACGUGGAGCCCCUGCUCCUCCUCAUCCAGUGGCUCCCAGAGAUGGACUCUGCUGAGCUGCAGGUGUUCACUGCCGACUGGCUCCGCCGCCUCUGCUGCAUCAACCGACAGACGCGCGCCACCUGCGUCAACGCCGCCAUGGCCGUGCGGCUCCUCGCCACCCUUGGGCACCACGCUCGCCUGCACCGGGCGUGCGCUGAAAGCCUUGUCAGUUUGCUGGGGUCGCUGGGGAGCCAGUCGCUGAGCGGCGGUGAGCUCCUCCAGUUACUCAGGCUUCUGAGGCCGCUGGAGCCCGGGCAGGCUCACCCGUACGUGGGCCCGGUGUUGAGGGCGGUCCUGGGCAUGGUGCGGAAGCAGGGUCUGGAGAGCGCCAUGCAGUACUUUGAUCUGUCGCCCAGCAUGGCUGGCAUCGCCGUGCCGAUGGUGAUGCGCUGGCCAGGCCCCGCCUUCAGCUUCCUGGCCUGGCUCUCAUUGGACCAGGACCAGCAGGGACUGCCUGGCAAGGGAGACAAGAGGAAGCAGCUGUACAGUUUCUUCACCCCGGGAGGAACGGGCUUGGAGGCCUUCAUCAGUUCAGCAGGGGUACUGGUGGUUGCCGUGUGCACCAAGAAGGAGUACAUGACAGUGAUGCUACCAGACUACUCUUUCUGUGACUCACUCUGGCACAGUAUAGGUGUAGUCCAUGUACCGGGGAAGAGGCCAUUUGGACAGAGUCUAGUUUACAUCUAUGUAGAUGGACAGCAGAAACUGUCAGCACCACUCAAGUACCCAACCAUGACAGAGCCUUUCACCUCCUGCUGCAUCGGCUCAGCGGGCCAUCGGACCACCACGCCACCCCCCUCCCAAAUCCCAGACCCCCCCUUAUCCGGAGCGCCCCCUUCCGCCCGCUCCUCCCUGGGGGGCAUCCUGUCGACCCAGGGCUGGGGGAGCCUCCUUGGGGGCAAGCCUGAGUCGGUCACCAAGUUGAUCUCUGCGGGGACGCAGGACAGCGAGUGGGGCAGCCCCACCUCCUUGCGGGGCCAACUGGGUAACGUCAUGGUGUUCCACGAAGCACUGCAGCCCAACCACGUCAAGGCCCUCUGCAGCCUCGGGCCAAACUGCAUUUCUCCUUUCAAGACCCAGGAGGCGGAGCUCGGUGACCUCACAACUAAACUUCUGCUGCACUACUCCCCCAAGGCUUGUCGGAACCCCAUCUGUUUGGACCUGUCCCCCAACCUCCUCCAUGGGCGUCUGACUGGGAACAAGGUUGUCAACUGGGACAUCAAGGAUAUGAUCAACUGCGUGGGAGGUCUACCUGUCCUCUUCCCCAUCCUGGAGCAACUCACCCUGAUGACCCCUGAGAACCACACUGCUGCCGACCCCACGGGGUCAGAGUUCAUCAGCCCCACCCCUGACGCGGCCACCUCCCCUGGGGACGGGGACUGGGUCAUCCUGCCCUCCAACAGGUCCUCGGAGGCGCGUCUGGAGAAGAACCUGGUUGCCACGUUCCUGCUGGUGCUGAAGCACUUCCUGCAGCGUCACCCCAUCAACCAGGAGAGCCUGCUGCACUCCCAUGGAGUAGCCACCCUGGGGGGACUGAUGCAGAAGCUGCCUGCCAGUCUGGUGGAUGUGAGUGUCUUGGUGUCUGCUCAGCUCCUGGUGGAGCAGGUUACCUAUGAAAAGAACCAGCAGCUGCUGCAGCAGCUCCACACACACCUUCUGUUCAACUUCAGCAUCUGGAACCUGGGAGACUUCCCCCUGCGCAUCGGUCACAUCCAGUACAUGUCCACCGUCAUCAAAGAAAACAGGAAGCAGUUCCGGAAGAAAUACGGAGUUCAAUUUCUACUGGACACCAUUCGCCUUUACUACGGUAAGAGUGUCAGCAGGGAGGGAGAUAUUAGUGAAGACGACAAUCAGACCAUCCGAUCGUCCCUCUGCGGCCUCCUGAAGUAUUACAUCAGCAAGGGUAUGACCCAGGAGGAGAUGCACAGCAUUCUGGGAUACAUCGCCGCCAUCGGAGACGAGGAACAGCUGUGUGGAGUGAUAGAGUUGCUGCUCAGUCUGCUCCAGACCAGUGCUGCCAGGGACCAGCUUUUCCUGCUUCUGUUUGAGCCGGGGGCGGCCGACUCCUGCUACGCCCUGCUGCUCAACACCAAACACUCAGACCGCCUCCGAGAGCUCGUCUUCAAGAUGUUUGACCGCAUGCUGCGCUGCGACCGUGUCUAUGAGAAGAACAAGCAGAGGCUGAAGCUGAGGGAGGUGGGAUACUCUGGUCUCUCCCUGCUCUUCUCUGACCUCCACGUCACCCCCUCCCUCGUCAAGAGCCUGCUCAACCAGGUGCUCCACACAGAUCAUGUGGUGAGCUACAAGGACCUUAUGGCCCUGGUCCAGCUGACUCACCGGGCCGGGCCCAGCGUACGCCUGCUCGUGUGCAAUAGGCUGUACCAGCUCCUCCAGUCCCAGCAGGACGCGGCGCGGGAGAUCUCCAGACAGCUGUGCUGGCAGGAGACCCUGAUGAGGCUGUUCCUGCGCUCCCCCUGCGAGGGCGGCCCGGGGCGGGGCGACGCUGCCAGCACCUGCAGCCUGGACCUCAGCCGGGGCAGCGGCAGCCGCCUAGAACUGCCCCUGGAGAGGAGGGGCCGAGCAGGCAGCGCCGGGAGACUGGUGGAUGAAGACCGCCUCAGCAUGAGCUCCAGAAGAUCAGUGGAUAGUCUUGAAAAUGGGGAUGUGCUUUCGCUUCUGGACACGCCCGUUAGUCAGAUUGGGGAGGGCCUGUUGCUCAAGCCCUGGGCGUCUGGGGGAGGGAAAGCAGGGGGGUUGAGUUUGGACCUGUCCCACAUGAGUGCCUACGAGGGCGGGGAGAGCGGCAACCAGACGCCGGGGAGCAUGGUCAGCACGCCAUCGCCGCUGGAGGCAUCAGUCAAGGCCUUCCCAGAUGCCUCGGCGGCGUCCCUCACCGAGGACAGCUUCCUGUUCAGCGACAACAUGUCGUUGGGGGAGUCGUUCAGCUGUGCUGAGCGGACGGAGGAGGAGCUGUCUCGCAUGCUGCUGGAGAUCGUGCUGUGCGUAAUGUGGCGAGGCGUGGAGGGCUCGGACGAUGCCGCCUGGCUGGAGCGGGGGCAGGUGUUCUCUGCCCUCACCAAGCUGGGCACUACCAACGAGCUGCUGCUGCCUGUGGACCACAUCAAGCUCAGUCUGAUGGAGAGGAUGCUGGAGUGGGCUGUGACUGACAACCGGGAGGCCACGGCGGCCAUGUUGCCCCAGCACACCGAGAACGCUGUGCGGCUGCUCCACGUUGUGCAGGACUUCCUGCAGGCUGAGGGCCUGGUCAACCCCACCCUGUGGACAGAGAAGGUCCUGGAGGAGACAGUGACUCUGAUGGACAGUCUAAUGGUGUGGUACUCGUCAGGGGCCCAGUGGCUGCAGCUGUCUCAGGUGGGCCUGAGGCUUCUGUUGGGCUUCAUGGCCCAGGAAGACCCCCAGGUGUGUGCCUUGGCCACAGCCAAGCUGAACGGCAUCCUGCAGACCAAGAGCGUGGAGACUCAGGACGAGGCGUGUUACCUGCUGGGCAAGGUGGAGGGCAUCCUGAGACGCUCUGUAGGGGGGCAGACAGAGGAGACAUAUAUGUGCCUGGUGCCCCUGCUCCGCACGCUGCUCUCCAAGGUGAACAAGCUGCUGUAUAUGGAGCUGCACCUCCCCCAGCUGCCUGACACCAACGGCAGCCCCUCCUUCUUCGAGGACUUCCAGCUCUACUGCAACUCCCCCGAGUGGAGGGUCUACCUCGACAAAUACAUCAUCCCCUACAUGAAGCAGUAUGAGAUUGAGACGUUUAGCCAGGGUCACGAGACCAUGGCUCUGUUCUGGAAGGAGUGCUAUGAAAGCUUCAUGGUCAACCUGCACAAGAGAGAGAGGGAGAGGGGAGAGAGCAAGAUACGCUUCCAGGAGCAGUUUGUGGAGCCCUUCUCUCGGCGCGGCCGGCAGGAGAACCUGCGAUACAACAGCAUGCUGAAGCAGCUUCACAGCCAGCACAGCGCCGUCCUCAGGCAGUGGAGAGGAGCACGCCGCAGCCUGGUGUGUGAGAGAGGCCCCUGGGCAGACAGGCAGCAGAGUGAGAUGCACUGGCGAGUGUCCAGCGCGGAGAACUACUCCCGCAUGAGACUCAAACUGGUGCCCAACUACAACUAUGAGGACCACCGGCAGGCCAGCGCUCUCAGGGACAACCUGGGUGUCCAGCAGCAGAAGGUGACAUCUGAGUCCUUACUGCUGGAGGCGGUCAAGCAGGUGAAGGUCAGCGACCUGGAGGAUGACAUUCUGGAGCUGCCUGAAGACGACCCCGCAGCGACCAACAACACGGGGGACGUGGAGGAGGCAGGCCAGAAGGAGAAGCUGGUUCUGUGGGAGGACUGUGAGCUGGUCACCCAGGUGGAUGUCAGCCCUGGACGUCUGGAGCUCACCACCCAGCACAUCUACUUCUAUGACAGCAGCACAGAAAAGGAGGAGGGUGUUGGUCAGGACUUUAAGUGGCCUCUAGCUCAGAUCCGGGAGAUCCACCUGCGAAGGUACAACCUCCGCCGCUCGGCCCUGGAGAUCUUCCUCAUAGACCAGACCAACUACUUCCUCAACUUUAAGAAAGAGGUGCGGAACAAGGUGUACAGUAGGAUGCUGCUGCUGCGCUCCCUCAGCCUGUACGGCACGCGCUCACCACAGGAGCUGCUCAAGGCCUCCGGACUCACACAGAAAUGGGUGAACCGAGAGAUGACCAACUUUGACUACUUGAUCCAGCUGAACACCAUCGCGGGCCGAACCUACAACGACCUGUCUCAGUACCCAGUGUUCCCCUGGAUCCUGUCGGACUACACGUCAGAGGAGCUGGACCUGACGGACCCAGGGGUGUUCCGGGACCUGUCCAAGCCCGUGGCCGUACUCAACGAGCGGAACGCCAAGGCUGUACGGGAGAAGUAUGAGAGUUUUGAGGACCCCACGGGGACCAUCGACCGGUUCCACUACGGUACCCACUACUCCAACGCAGCAGGAGUCAUGCACUAUCUCAUCCGCGUGGAACCCUUCACGUCCCUCCACAUCGCGCUACAGAGUGGGCGGUUUGACUGUGCGGACCGCCAGUUCCACUCCAUCCCAGCUUUGUGGCAGACCCUCACGGACAACCCCAACGACGUCAAGGAGCUCAUCCCAGAGUUCUUCUACUUCCCGGAGUUCCUGGAGAAUCAGAACGCCUUUGAUCUGGGGCGCCUGCAGAUCUCCAAGGAGAGGGUGAAUGAUGUCAUCCUGCCUAAAUGGGCCAGGUCUCCAGAGGACUUCAUUUAUAAGCACAGGAAAGCCCUGGAGUCUGAGUACGUGUCGGCCCACCUGCAAGACUGGAUCGAUCUGAUCUUCGGUUACAAACAGCGAGGCCCAGCGGCCGUGGAGGCCCUCAAUGUCUUCUACUACUGCACCUACGAAGGGGCGGUGGACCUGGAUGCAAUCACUGAUGAGAAGGAGCGUAAAGCCGUAGAGGGGAUGAUCAGUAACUUUGGACAGACACCCUGCCAGCUGCUCAAGGAGCCACACCCAGUACGUCUUUCUCUGGAGGAGGUGGAGAAGAGGAAAGGUCGACUAGACGCCUCGCCACUCAGCAUCUUCGAGCACCUUGCCGAACUCAAGUCCUUCUUUGUCGAGGGGAUCAAUGACAACGUGCCUCUGGUGAAAGCCGUGGUCCCCAAGAACCAGUCCCACUCCUUCAUCACCCAGGGCAGCCCAGACACUAUGGUGACCCUGAGUCAGAACUGUCUGAUGGGAACCCACGGCUGGCUGCCUUAUGACAAGAAUAUCUCCAACUACUUUACCUUCAUCAAGGACCCCACCGUGGCCAACCCCAAGACCCAGCGGGUCCUGGGUGGGCCCUUCUCUCCGGGCGUGGAGGUGACCGCAGGUCUGUUUGUGGUGUCACAUGACGGGAAGCUCCUGUUCAGCGGUGGCCACUGGGACAACAGCCUGAGGGUCACCUCCCUGGUCAAGGGAAAGACUGUGGGACAUCACAUCAGACACAUGGACAUAGUCACGUGCCUGUCGACCGACUACUGUGGGAUCCACUUGAUCUCUGGAUCCAGGGACAACACCUGUAUGGUGUGGCAGGUGCUGCAGCAGGGAGGUUGUCCGGUGGGGCUGUGUCCCAAGCCGGUACAGGUGCUGUAUGGACACACUGACGAGGUGCUGAGCGUCAGCAUCAGCACAGAGCUGGAUAUGGCCGUCUCUGGAUCACGGGACGGGACGGUGAUCAUCCACACGGUGCGUCGGGGCCAGUACAUGCGGUGUCUGCGGCCGCCCUGUGAGAGCUCCCUGCCGGUCUCCAUCCUGCACCUGGCUAUCUCUUAUGAGGGGUGUGUGGUGGUUCACACCUGUGUAGAGGGCAAGGCCACGCUCAAGGAUAAGAACGGCCUGCACCUGUACUCUGUCAAUGGGAAGCACCUGUGUACGGAGGGCCUGAAGGAGCAGGUGACAGACAUGUGUGUGUCUGGGGAGUACCUGGUUAUCGGCAGCGAGCAGGGCUUCCUCUCAAUACGAGACCUGUACAGCCUGUCCCUGUGCGCCACCCCCAUGGCAAUGCGCGUGCCCGUACGCUGCGUGUCUGUCACCAAGGAGCAGAGCCACGUGCUGGUGGGCCUGCAGGACGGCAAGCUGAUCAUUGUGGGCGUGGGCAAGCCGGCCGAGAUGCGUUCAGGCCAGAUCACUCGUAAGCUGUGGGGUUCCAGCAAGCGCCUGACCCAGAUCUCCUCUGGAGAGACAGAGUACCAACCAGCCUGCAACCAGAACUGACCCCCACAACCACCCCUUCCACCCCUCCCACUACCACCACACCCCCUCACCCUGCUGCCUGCCUGAUUGGCCCGCAAGCCCUGCCAAUCAUCACAGUCUACCAAAUCAGAUUUGAACCACCCCUCGUUUUGAUUUGACUGAUGACUGUUUUGGGGGAAUCUUACUCUCCUUUUUUGUUCCUCCCUCUGACUUGGGAAGGACAGACUGACCCACGAGUGGAAGACGGGGGGGUGUGUGUGUGUGUUUUAACGGUGUGUAAAGGUUAGGCGGAUGAGUAGGGCAGGUCAGGACGGACCAACCGGCGCCGGCGUCGAGUUUCUGUGUGUGUGUUUUAACGGUGUGUAAAGGUUAGGUGGAUGAGUAGGGCAGGUCAGGACGGACCAACAGGCGCCGGCGUUGAGUUUCUGAUCCAACUGUAGGUGCAUACAUCCCCUCACCCCCCCCUCCCCUUCAAUGACACACAUGGCCAUUACUCUUCAUCUUCCUCCAUCAUCACUAGCACGGUCAGGCCAGUGGCUCCCACUACUACAGAGACCCUCUAUGCAGACACACACUACAGCAAUCUGGGCUGACCUCUGACCCCUCCACCUCUCAGGCCCAAGGAAUGAAGGGGAUCCCCAACGUAGAAAUGUAAUUACUCCAAUGGGAACACUUAACCUGGUUGACGGUCCACCCAUCACACAACACUGACUUCAAUGGGAAUUAUAUUUUAUAUUUCUCUGGUCAUCAAGAUGACCCACUUCUCCGAACCCUGAACCCGAGACCACUGAGCAGUGUGUGUGUGUAUGUACGCUCUUUUGUGUUUCUGUGUGUUGUCUCUCGCUGGUUGUUUUCUCCCGUGGGCUUUUGUUGACUUGGUUUUGCCUUCCAGUCUGACUAGGCUGUGACCGAUGCCUCAGGGCUCCUAUGCAGCAGUAAGGGGCUAUGUUCAGUCACAAUACAAUGUUUUUAUUUCGUUUUUUUGUUUGAUGUUACUGAUAAUUGUAGUUGUUUUUUACAGAUGCGUGCAUGUGCAUAAGGUCUGUGGUUAAGUUGUGUUUUGCGUGGCAUUUCCGGCCCACUCCUCAUUUAGUAUAGAGGACGGGGCCCUAAGGUAUCCAACACUCGUACUAAGCCUGACACACACACACUUGUUUGCUAAUGUACACUUGCAUAGACUCCUCCCUAUUGGAGAAGCCUGUGACUGCGUUCCAUGUCAUCUCUAUUGCAAUCUCAGUAGAUUUCUAUAUGACAUUUAAUGUGGUUUCUGAGACGAUGAACACUACUCCAGGCGUUGUGAAAUCUGAUAAUCGGCAAUAAAGACGACCUGGAACGCACCCAAAGUCCGCUAGUUUGACACUACAGAAGAAGAGAGAAGCCUAGUGUUGUAGAAUCACUAGCUACCCCAUACCGUGCCCAAAGGACUCGCUCCCCUCAAACACUACACUCUUACACACACUGCAAGCUUCUCACACUUGUGUUAGACCGCAUGCUUCGGAGGGACGAACCAUACUGAACCUGGCUUAGUGUGCAAUGUUUAGCUCUAGAUCCAUCCUAGAAUGUUUUUAUGUUACUUGAAUCAAUGUUUAUUUAUGAAUGAAAAUGAGCUUUUUUUUCCCCGUAGGCUAUUGAAAUUCACACUACAUUAUUUGUAUGUUUUUAAGUGGUGCUUCAGUUGUUCAACAAAGAUUUAUGCUGCGAAAAACUGAAGACGGUGGAUCGAUCCACCUUUCACAAUGGGAGUGGAGACUUUCUAAGGGCUUUUGAGAUGUCAGUGUUACAGCAAUACAGUUCCUUCCUCUGCUCCGCUGACUGUGCAUUGGUACAUUCCAGCCUCUUGUCAAGGCUGAACUAAAAAAAAAAAUCUCCAGUCUUCCUGGUUUUUCUGACCGGGACGACGCGAUUGGGAGAUUAAACUUAAUUCUGCCAAGGGACAUCCCAAACGGCUGUCAUCUUCCAACAGUCAGAAUCACCUCAGUGUUCCUCCUCCUUCCAUAAUUGUCUCUUAGUUGGGAGCCAUGUCCGCUAGUUAAGGUCCUCUGGAGUUCCAUAAAUGCAGUAACGUCACUAAACGUGUCUGUGAACCGGGCCUAAUGUGGCUUUUUGAGAUUUCAUGUGUGUUUUUAUGUCAAUGUUUGAGAUUAUGAAUGAUUUCACCCCCCAUUGAAUCCUUAUGGUUGUUAUGCUCCUGUCAAAUCAAAAGGACAGUUUGGUCGGGGUAGGUCAUCUGUUGCAUAAUGUGAGUGUGUAUGUUCAUGAUGACAGUAGUUUCUUAAAAUGCCAAAUUCCUUAUUUCCUUGUCAUAUCAUUUGCCUUCUUGGUAACAAUUCAGUGAUUCUGGUUCUUAUCUAUCUAUGGACUUAGAAUCAUUCAUUCUGAUUCUAUGGUGGUUAUAGAUUAGGCAUCAGACUUCUGUGCAGUGUGGUUGUUUUUGGUCUUCUCUUUUAAGUCUCUCCACAAUCUGUCCGGAGAAUACAAUCACAGACCAACGUGUGCCCUUUUUUAACCAAGAGGCCGUUUCAAUAAGUUUAUUUUUAAUUGUUUAUGCUGAUGUGUCUCGAUGGCAUACUCCUUUAAACAGUUUCCAUUCUCAUCAGGAUGUGUUACUCAUUUUUUCCAAAGGACGUAUUUAAUAAAUGUUUCUAUUUUUGUCAAUCUUAGUUUGUCAGGCAGACGACACCACUAUCUUGUUUUAGGACUCUCUUCCGACCCCACCACUGAAACAGUGCCUUUUUAUCCAUGUUGCAUCAUACAGACAAUUAUCCGGUUCGUGUGUACAAUUCUUUGUUUUACCCUUCCCUCCAUGAUAACCCAUGGAUAGCAGCAUUCCACAAACUUAACAUCCAAUAGGAACCAAGAAUCUAGAACUGUAAACAAAGUUGACUAAAAAUCUGAAAUAUAUUGGUGUCUUACCUUAGCUGCUUGCUCUGUGACUGUCACCAAAAUGGAUGUGUGUGUGUAUAUCUGAUUUAUAAAUACUGGUGUAUAAUGUACAGCAUGAUUUUUAUUUUAGUGGAUUUUAAUUGUACUUUUUGCACUUUCCAGGUACUAAAUUGUAAGUGAUUGUUUUAAAUGUUUCCCUGGUCCAUUCUGUACAGACAAACUGCUUUGUAUACACAAGUGGAAAGUAAUCAUUAAAGUCUUGUCAAAAAUGU